Messenger RNA from Pseudophryne corroboree (corroboree frog), 1988 nucleotides. RefSeq names its product leucine rich repeat containing 17 (gene LRRC17). Bases 260 to 1552 code for a protein of 430 amino acids. NCBI's taxonomy places the organism in Eukaryota, Metazoa, Chordata, Amphibia, Anura, Myobatrachidae. Gene Ontology annotation, cellular component: glutamatergic synapse; postsynaptic density membrane; plasma membrane. Gene Ontology annotation, molecular function: protein binding. The transcript is spliced from 4 exons. Gene Ontology annotation, biological process: postsynaptic density protein 95 clustering; excitatory synapse assembly; synaptic membrane adhesion. The record is from RefSeq and is a predicted model, not a curated record.
CUGAAGGACCAGCACACUAGUUAGAUGCACAAUGAGAACAAGACAUGGUUUCUCGCUCCAAGGAUUCCCUUUCUGUCUGCAUGAAAACAGAAAGGUAAAGGACUAACCUGAGAGCAGCCGGACACAUCCAAGUAGAUGAUCUUGUGACAUCCUUUCCCAGAUCCCAGUACAGGGGUUUCAACUAUUCCAGCUGCGAACUCUGGUUGGAGAGAGAUAUUUUAUUGCUGUACAGGAAGACCAGGGUCAGCUGAAUGUCAGGAUGCAAGUGGUUAUCCUUAUAAUGCUACUCUUCUUUUGCAAAGCAUCGGAGUUCAGGAAGUUCAAAAGAAACAAUAGAGGAAAUAACAACAAACAACACAGUUCCAAGAAAGUCUCAAGCACUGUUAAACGCUAUGCGCCAGGAUCACCAUGUGACAUCUAUACAUAUCUUAAUGAGAAAUACUUGGACUGCCAGGAGAGGAAACAGACAUCUGUCCUCCAGGACUGGCCAGAAGAUCUGAUACACAUACUGCUAGCGAGAAACCGGUUUCGUAUAGUAAAAAAUAAUGUAUUUUCUAGAUUUCAGAACCUAAAGAGUCUAGAUCUGCAGCAAAAUGAAAUUACAAAAAUUGAGAACAAUGCCUUCUUUGGUUUGAAAAGACUAUCAACUCUUUUACUGCAACAUAACCGGAUAAAAAUCCUGUCUGAGGAGAUAUUUAUUCAUAUGCCUCGGCUUAAUUACCUGCGUCUUUAUGACAAUCCCUGGGACUGUAACUGUGAGCUGGAAUCUCUGGUCACACUACUACAGGUUCCAAGGAACAGGAAUUUUGGAAAUUAUGCCAACUGUGAGACGCCAACAGAAUUGAAGGAUCAGAAACUCAAACAGAUUACACCUGAAGUUAUAUGCCAGGAUGAAGGUGACAAUGGGCAGCCUAAACCAUUACAUGGAAAAAAGAUCACUAAACCCUCAAUAGGCUCAACCCUUUGUCAUACAUAUCUGUACCCAAUAGCAACACUAGACUGCAGAAGAAAAGAAUUACAAGAAGUUCCAACAGACAUUUCUCCAGACAUUACAAAACUUGAUCUUUCCAGCAAUAAAAUCAGGCGACUGCAAUCAAAAGUGUUUAUAGAAAUUCCAAAUCUGGAGAUAUUAAACUUGAGCAACAAUGAGAUGGAAUUCAUAGAUCCAGCUGCAUUUUCAGGCCUCUUGAAUCUCCAGGAACUGGAUUUAUCUUAUAAUAACCUGACUAAUUUAAAAUAUCGUGUGCUGGAAGAUUUGUACUUUUUGAAGAAAUUAUGGCUCAGAGACAACCCGUGGAGAUGUGACUACCACAUCCAUUAUCUGUUCUAUUGGCUAAAGCAUCAUUAUAAUGUCAAUUACAAUGGUUUGGAAUGUAAGGCACCAGAGGAGUACAAAGGAUGGCUUGUUGGGAAGUAUCUUCGCAGUUAUUAUGAGGAAUGCCCAAAUGAGAGGCUCCAAGUACAUGUUGGGAUGGACGAAGACGAUAUAACACAAGCAAAGCAAAUUAAAUCAGGAAAAAAACAGGGUGUCAUGCUAACAGUGUUAACGUAAAUGACUGGCUACUUUUUUUGUAUAUAUAUUUUUUUUACAAUUUUUUUUUUAGACUUUAAGUGCCUGUUAAAAUUCUGGAAGUAUUGUAAUAUAAAGCUCAUAAUGGCUUAGGUUGUAGAUGAUUCUAUGUAAGAAAUGAUAAAUAUAUAACUCUCCAUAGUGUGUACUGGUCUUAUAGCAGAGCUGGAUUAACACUUCGGGGGGUCUGGGGUACUUAAGGCAGGGGGGCCCUCAGGUCUAAAAUGAAAACCAUAAUACAAACAUAUAUAUAUAUACAGUGUAUGAUACACGCUGUGUCAUUUGAACUAGGACGUACUGGGCAGUUUGGAUUAUAUAUAUAUACAGGUUGAGUAUCCCAUAUCCAAAUAUUCCGAAAUACGGAAUAUUCCGAAAUACGGACUUUUUUGAGUGAGACUGAGAUAGUGAAACCUUUGUU